GCAAAACUCCAGUUGAACCCCAGACAUUGGACAUAUCGUCGAGGAAAGCGUGAUUCAUCUGCUUAUUUUCACUCCGACGAAUUUCGCCGAAUCUACGAGGAAUUUGCGAGGAAUCUACGAGUGUCGAAAAGAGGAAACCUAACCUAGACAACGAAUCGACCAUAAGCUGACGAUGUCGUUGUUACCGUUGCUGUUCUCCGCCUGGUGGGCGGACUUGGAUCGGCCACAUCGUCUCUGGGACCAGCAUUUUGGCAUGGGUCUUAACCCUGACCAGCUGGUUUUGCCCUCGAUGGACAGAUUCUCACCUCUGAUCGGCAAGUCUCCUUUGGAUUUUUACUAUAGACCGUUGACCGAGUUUUUGCGCCGUGGCGAAGGUGGCACGUCGACCAUAACCGCGGACAAGGACACGUUCAAGGUGAUAUUAGACGUGCAUCAGUUCGCGCCAGACGAGAUCAACGUGAAGCUAGUGAAUCGGUUCGUGGUGGUCGAAGCCAAACACGAAGAGAAGAAGGACGAGCAUGGUUUGAUCUCGAGGCAAUUCGUGAGAAAGUACUACCUACCCGAGCAAGUGGACGAGGAUAAGCUGGCGUCCAACAUAUCGUCCGAUGGCGUGCUGACAAUCACGGCACCACUGAAGCAGACCGAGGAAACGUCCAACGAGAGGACCAUCAAAAUCGAAUUCACGAACAAACCUGCCAUUCGUACUAGUGUAUCAUUUGAAGAACCUGCUAUCACCACUACUACAGAGUCUAAGAAACAGGAUACCGAGCAGAGCCGCGAGGAAGUGACUGAAAAUGCGACCGAGGGGAAGCCUGAGAAAUAAGACUUGAUUUUUGCAUUUAAUUUAUAUUCCAUGUGUACAAUUUUAUUGUUACUUCCAUUUUUAUAUUCGACGAUGGUAGAUGUUCCACGUGUUAUGUAUGUUAAAUAUGUACUGUUGUAAAAUGUUGUAGUAAGAAAG
Eufriesea mexicana is the source of this 961-nucleotide messenger RNA. Its product is annotated as protein lethal(2)essential for life. The record is from RefSeq and is a predicted model, not a curated record. Gene Ontology annotation, cellular component: cytoplasm; nucleus. Gene Ontology annotation, biological process: protein refolding; response to heat. The transcript has a single exon. NCBI's taxonomy places the organism in Eukaryota, Metazoa, Arthropoda, Insecta, Hymenoptera, Apidae. The coding region runs from base 173 to 823 and encodes 216 amino acids.